CCGGAGCUCGGUCACCCAGCAUGCGGGCACAGCGUAUGCAGAGAACACUGCCCAGUCUGGUCCUCAGACUUCUGUUCCUGUGUACAGUGGCCACGGGCAAGUGCUCGGGCAAGUACCACGAGCUUCUCCUGCAGCUCCAGCGCCAGGCGGACCUCAUGCAGGACACCAGAACACUCGUGGAUCCCUAUAUCCGCUUCCAAGGCCUGGAGAGUCCCAAACUGCAGGAACACUGCAGGGAGCACCCGGGGGACUUCCCCAGCGAGGACGCCCUGUGGAGGCUCAGCAGGCAGGAAUUCCUGCGGACCCUCAACGUCACGCUGGGCCUCGUCCUUCGAAUGCUGAGCGCCCUGCAGCAGGACCUCCCAGAAGCAGCCCAGCAACAGGCGGAGAUGAAUGUCCGUGGGUUCGGGAAUAACAUCCACUGCAUGGCCCAGCUGCUGCGCGGCUCCUUGGACCCAGAGGCCGCUGAGCCCACCCAGCCGGGCCCAGGGCCCACGUUGCCGCCACUGCUGCCGCCCAUGCCGCCCUCCAGCACCUUCCAGCGCAAGCUCAGGAACUGCAGGUUCCUGCGAGGCUACCACCGCUUCAUGCGUGCAGCCGGGCAUGUCCUCCGGGGCUGGGGGGAACGACGGGGCCGCAGCCGCAGACACAGCCCCCACCGGGCCCUGCAGAGGGGGGCCCGCAGGACACGGCCCUUCCUGGAGGUCAGGAGACUCUCGCCCAGGGGCCAGCUGCCCCGGUAG
Molecule: messenger RNA, 743 nt
Organism: Budorcas taxicolor (takin)
Lineage: Eukaryota; Metazoa; Chordata; Mammalia; Artiodactyla; Bovidae
Gene: OSM
Product: oncostatin M
Exons: 3
Coding region: 21-743 (240 amino acids)
Biological process (GO): immune response; oncostatin-M-mediated signaling pathway
Cellular component (GO): extracellular region
Molecular function (GO): cytokine activity; oncostatin-M receptor binding
Source: RefSeq, a predicted model, not a curated record